AUGUUUGCUGGCCUGUUGCGUCACAACCACCAUCUGAUAGCUAACAGCUAGCUACAAUACUACACAACUUUAUUAGCUUGACAGGGAAGUUUCAACACUUCCGUUAUUUAUUACUGCCUGUAGUUGGAGUCGAUUCAUCUUCCUCCAUGAGCAGGUUAGAGUGUUUGGCGAAAUCGUCCACUGGUUCAAAGAAACAGUUGACAGCAGAGGUCACAUCUACUCCUGCUGAGAAAAGCAAACCAAAUGACAAAGCGGGGAAGAAGACAGUCACUGAUACACAUUGCAGGAGUCCUCCUGCCCGUGUACUGCCUUGUUCUGUACAGGAGACUGAAAAGUCUGGGUGUCCAAGAGGUGCAGUUCUGAAUACAGAUGAGUGCUCUCCAAAGGAUUCCAUCGGUGUAACACCAAGGGCUGAGGAACAUGCACAGUCGACUGCAGCGCCUGAAGAUGAGCUGAAAAUGAAAGACUUGGCAGAAGCACGGCCUCCGGACCCAGCAGUAACAGGAGGAGCAACACAUGCUGCCCCAGCAUCUGAGCCUCUUCCCACAUAUGAGGAAAAUGAAGAACAAACCGAGGAGGAGGAGGAUGUCGAGGAAGAAGAACUUAAGGCACCAGUGGAGCUGAUAAUUGAGUUUCUCAGAGCUGUGAUGGACGGAGACUUCCAGCUGGCCAGCAAACUGUGUCAGAUGAUUCUCAUCUAUGAACCAGGCAACCCUGAGGCCUCCGAGUUUCUCCCGCUGAUCCAGAAGAAGCUUUCGGAGGACCAAGAGGCAGAGCAGAGCACUGAGGAAGAAGAAGAAGAUGAUGAUGAUGAUGAUGAUGAUGAUGAUGAUGAUGAUGGUGAUGAUGAGUCUGGAAGUGAUGAGGAGUCUUCUCAGAGCUCAAGCUGCUCCUCUUCAUCUUGCUCCUCCUCCUCCUCAUCAGAUGAAGAUGAGGAAGAAGAAAAGCGAGUGAACAGACACAAGCCGUGCCCCCCCUCCCAAAUUUGCCCCUAGAUAUGUUGUAACGAUCCAGGAGAGGCAACUCGCAAGUAAAAUAUUUACUGUGGACAAAG
Messenger RNA from Acanthopagrus latus (yellowfin seabream), 1054 nucleotides. RefSeq names its product nucleolin-like. Bases 147 to 995 code for a protein of 282 amino acids. NCBI's taxonomy places the organism in Eukaryota, Metazoa, Chordata, Actinopteri, Spariformes, Sparidae. The transcript has 12 exons. The record is from RefSeq and is a predicted model, not a curated record.